CCAGAUGAAGAAGAAAAGUGACGGUUCACCGGAGACUGAAACAAACAAAAAAGAUUAGGGUGAACGGUGCGAGGUGCGGAAAGAACCUUGCUCUGUGUGCGUAUAUUUUUUGAAACCCCAGAUUGCCUUGGGUGUGUUUUUUUGUGUUGAAGUUACGACGAUGUUUUUGUUGUGAACCGCAGUCAUCCUUUCAACAGAGAAAGAGCGCUAGCUCGCUAGCAUUUAGACAGUCAUUGCAAUGGCCACCGACAGCGGUAACAACAUGGACAGAGAAAUUAUUCUGGCAGAUUUUCAGGCUUGCACUGGUAUCGACAACAUAGCAGAAGCCAUCGCACUCCUAGAACUGAACAACUGGGAUUUAGUGGCAGCGAUCAAUGGGGUGAUUCCACAGGAAAAUGGCACCUUACAGAGUAACUUCUCCAGCCAGGCAGCUCAGACCGACCUGUUUGGACUCCACGGCGAGCCCCCAGCCGCUACGCCACCUCCCUCCUCUUCCUCUCCCCCUCCACCCUCCUCCUCCUCCCCCCCUCCACCCUCCUCCUCCUCCUCGUCCUCAGCUUUCUGCCCCACCCGGCCGCAGAGGCACAUUGUGGAGCGCCAGCCUCGCAUGCUGAACUUCCGGGUGGAGUAUCGGCACCGCUGCGUGGAGGUGGUGGUGGAGGAGGCCAGUACCGUGGGUGAAAUCAAACAGAUCCUGCAGACGGAGCUACAGAUCCCCCUGUCUAAGAUGCAGCUGAAGGGCUGGAAGACCGGCGAUGUGUCUGACACUACUGUUUUGAGAAGUCUGCACCUGCCAAAGAACAACAGCCUGUACGUUCUGACGCCUGACAUCCCCACUACGGCCAGCAGCCAAGACAACUCUCAGCAGGAGUCGCUGCGUCGCAACUUCCUGCUGAUCGUCAGCCAUCGCGAAGCACAGCGGGAUUACAGCCUCAACUUCCCCGGGGACAGGACCAUCCAGGAGGUGAAGAGGAACGUGUCGGACCUGACCAACAUCCCAGUAAGACACCAGCAAUGGGAGGGCUGGCCUGCUUCUGCCACUGACGAGUCGAUGACACUGGCUGCCUCGGGAAUCAGCUACCCCUGCCACCACCUGUCUGUGUACCGGAGACCUGCCUCAGGUGACACCCGAGAGCCAUCGGACGAGAGCACAGAUGUCCACAUGCAGAGUGACAGCGAGGGGGAUGACUUUGAGGACGUUUCUGAAUUUGGAGUGGACGAGGCAGAGAUUUUCGGAAACGGGACGACUAGCUCCCGCAAGUGUCCCAUGAUGCCAGAAAAUGCAGAAGAUGAAGCGGAGGCCUUAAUGCAGUUUACAAAUGAAUUCACAACAAGGUAUGGAGAGUGCCAUCCAGUGUUCUUCAUCGGGUCUCUGGAGGCAGCGUUUCAGGAGGCAUUCUACGGCAGAGCUCGAGAUAGAAAGCUGCUCGCCAUCUACCUCCACAACGACGACAGCGUCCUCUCCCACGUCUUCUGCUCUCAGAUGAUGUGCGCAGAGACCGUGGUCUCCUACCUCUGCCAGAACUUCAUCACCUGGGCCUGGGACGUCACCAAAGAGGCCAACAAAUCCAGAUUGCUGACGAUGUGCACGAGGCAUUUUGGCAGUGUGGUGUCCCAGUCUGUGCGCUCCUAUGAGAAAGACCAGUUCCCGCUGCUCCUCAUUGUCAUGGGCAAGCGGGCCUCCAACGAAGUUCUAAACAUCAUCCAAGGUAACACGACAGUAGAUGAGCUGAUGAUGAGGAUGAUCGGAGCGAUGGAGAUCUUCAAAGCCCAGCAGCAGGAAGACAUCAGGGAUGAGGAUGAAAGAGAGGCCAGAGAGAUGGUGAAGAGGGAGCAGGACGAAGCAUACCGCCUGUCUUUAGAGGCUGAUCGGAAAAAGAAAGAAGCGCAGGAGAAGGAGGUGGCCGAGUUGAAUCGUCGGGAGCAGAUGCGCAAAGAGCAGGAAGAGGAGCGUGAGGCUAUUCGACUCUCACUGGAGCAGUCUCUGCCAGAGGAACCCAAAGAGGAGUGCGGUGAGCCAGUCAGCAAGCUGCGUGUGCGGACGCCCAGCGGGGAGUUUCUGGAGCGCCGUUUCCUGGGCAGCUGCAGGCUGCAGGUUCUCUUUGACUUUGUGGCGUCGAAGGGCUUCCCCCAGGAGGAGUACAAACUACUCACCACCUUUCCUCGCCGAAAUAUAACCCAGCUGGACCCGCUGAGCACCUUCCUAGAGGCCAAACUGUUUCCACAAGAGACCCUCUUCCUGGAAGCCAAGGACUAGCACUGAGAGGGUGUAGCACACACACAUACACACAAACAUGCACACUUACACACCCAGACACGACUGACAAAGCCAACAGACACAAGCAUGCACACUGCCAAGAGCCUGAUGGCUCUCCUUCUACAUACAUGAACACGAACGUACUUGUUUGUACACAGUCACACUCUCAUGGUGAUGCAUACUGUCUGUCACAAACUCACACAUUCUCACACACAGACACACACACCCACACACACUCUCUUAAUUGCAGUAACUCCUGGUGUUCACUGGUGAAAUAAAAAGGAGAUUACCAAAUACAGAAAACCUGGACGAGGACUUCACAGAGGCACUGUAUGAAACGUGUCCAGAGCGGUAAAGGCUAACGGAGUUUUCCUGCAGAAUGCUGGACUGCCUGCACACAACUCCCAUUCUCACCCAACACCUGUUCAACUGCGCCUAACCCUGUGCGUGUACACACACACACACACACACACACAUACAUACCAUGUACACA
Megalops cyprinoides (Indo-Pacific tarpon) is the source of this 2750-nucleotide messenger RNA. Its product is annotated as FAS-associated factor 1-like. Gene Ontology annotation, molecular function: NF-kappaB binding; ubiquitin binding. The transcript is spliced from 19 exons. Gene Ontology annotation, cellular component: nucleus; endoplasmic reticulum. NCBI's taxonomy places the organism in Eukaryota, Metazoa, Chordata, Actinopteri, Elopiformes, Megalopidae. The coding region runs from base 239 to 2257 and encodes 672 amino acids. The record is from RefSeq and is a predicted model, not a curated record.